AUGGAAACAAUUGAUAAUGAUGAUAGAGGCCAAGUGCCUUUAUCAGAAGUGGGAUUUGCAGGACAAAGAUCUGAAGAGAAUAUGCAAAGUAAUAAAGCGUCGACGUCAUCGCAGGAACCCAACUUUCUACUGAAUAUGGAAAUGGAGCUUCAUUCUCAUAAUGUGGUAACUAGAUAUCAACUCUUUCGCAUUCUAAAUGGAAUAUCAUUAAAGCGGAGGCAUGAUGGUAACGACAGCCAAGAAAUUGAAGUUAAAAGGACUCGUUUUAAUGAAGGUCGCUUUACCGGAGCAUGUCACCGUUGCGGUGUGCCAGGACAUAGAGCUAUUGACUGCCGUAAAAAGCGCGAAGACCCUAGUUCCGUAGAAAAGACACCGAGCCAAUCUUCUCGAAUACCUGAUAAGACGCGAGUGAUUACGUGCUAUGUAUGUGGACAGUCGGGGCACCGCGCGUCAACAUGCCCAGAAAGAAAAGGAGGGAGCAGCGCACCGAUAGUCAAGGAGGUCAACAUCUGCAAGCGCAAAUCAUCGAUGAGCACGUUAACUACAUCAUCUGGUGAGCCCGUUUCAUUUCUUUUUGAUAGUGGAUCUGCUUGUUCGUUAGUCACAUGUAGCUUUUCUAAAAAGUUUUCGGGUACGAUUGAAAAUAAUUUGGUAUAUUUAACAGGAAUAGGUAGAGAAAAUGUAAAAUGUAAUUCACAAGUUCUUAGUUCCAUCAAUGUACAAGGCUAUAGUGGAUUAGUUGAAGCAGCUACUAUCUUAAUUAAUAAUGCGGAGGAGGCCGAGACGGCGAUCCACGGUCAAGAGAAUGAGGGGGUACCAUCUGACGAUGAUAGUGAUACAAUGUCUAUAGCUAGUUCGCAAACUCUUACCGCUAGUUCGGGGACCCUCUCAGCCUCUGAGCGUGAUGAAAAC
This is a messenger RNA of Brenthis ino (lesser marbled fritillary), 912 nucleotides long. Lineage: Eukaryota; Metazoa; Arthropoda; Insecta; Lepidoptera; Nymphalidae. The record is from the annotation of a GenBank genome assembly.